This is a messenger RNA of Danio rerio (zebrafish), 4283 nucleotides long. The record is from RefSeq and is a predicted model, not a curated record. NCBI's taxonomy places the organism in Eukaryota, Metazoa, Chordata, Actinopteri, Cypriniformes, Danionidae.
CUGAGACAGACCCGGACCUCUCCGAAAACCAUCCCGGCUCCGUCCCGGCGGAGCUGCAGUCCAGGAAGCAGGAACAGGAGAAGCUGUCCGGGGUGGUGAAGAGCGUGCACCGAAAACUCCGCAGGAAAUACAUUGAAGGGCUGUAUUUGUGGACAAGCCCGAAGAUGUGAUAAUGAUUGGCCAUUAAGGUUCCACCUUGUCUCCAACAAGACCCUGGACUUUCUAUACCCUGGGAGAUUUCGAUAAAAUAUGGCGUGAGCAUUGUGAAGAUGAGCAGACUCUUAGUGAAUAUGCCAUGGCCAUGAAGAAUCUUGCUGACAACCACUGGGCCAAUAAAUGCGAGGGAGAGGGACGCAUUGAGUGGUGCCGCAGUGUUUGUCAGGAGUAUUUCCAGGAUGGAGGGAUGAGGCGAGUCUUGGAGAAAGAUGAGAAGAGUGCUAGGCAUGCCACAGCUGGGAAUGCAAACACCGAUACAAAUGCUCCACCGCAGCUGUCCUCUAUAAGUACCAGCUCAACAUUCCAGCUUGGGAGGAUCCGACUCUUGGAUGUGGGCAGCUGUUUCAAUCCUUUCCUAAAGUUUGAUGAGUUUCUGACUGUCGGUAUUGACAUUGUGCCAGCAGUAGAGAGUGUCUACAAAUGUGACUUUCUCAACCUGCAGCUGCAGCAGCCUCUGCAGCUGGCCAGCGAUGCCUUGGAUGCUUUCUUGCGGCAGUUACGAGGCCCAAUUGAUGCUUUACCUGCCGAGUUAUUUCAUGUAGUAGUCUUCUCUCUUCUUCUCUCCUACUUUCCUUCCCCCUACCAGCGCUGGCUCUGCUGCAAGAAAGCACAUGAACUCCUGACCCUGAACGGCCUGCUCCUCAUCAUCACCCCUGAUUCCUCUCACCAGGGCCGGCACGCGCUUAUGAUGCGCAGCUGGCGAGUUGCAGUGGAGUCUCUGGGAUUCAAGCGCUAUAAGUACGUCAAAUUCUCCCACAUGCACCUGAUCGCUUUCCGCAAGGUAUCCCCCACCACCAGUAGCGACCUUGUGAGCCGCAACUACCCGGAGAUGCUUUACAUCCCACAGGACUUUAACACUUUCGACGAGGACGGAUUCGCAGAUUGCUACGAGCCUCCGCGAUCAGAUUUUGAAGAUGAUCAGAUGGCGUGUAGCUUCGCGGAACUGCCGGAAACUCCGUACGAUUCAGACUCAAGUGAGAGCCAGAGUAGCUCGGCGCCUUUCUACGAGCUGGAAGACCCUAUAUUGCUGCAGAGCUGAACUUGUUUACUAGCCCCCUCUUGGUAUUUAGUACCUUACCGUUGUGCUGCCAAAAUUGCUCCGCUGCGUUUUUUGUCUACUCGACCCCCUUUUUAAGCAGCGAAAAGUUUGCACAGAGUGAAUGAGAACGUUUAGGUGGGCGUGGAUUUUUAAGAGCGUGCAAGACAUCCUUUUGAACACAAAUAUACACACUAAACAAUCUUACGGUUACUACGAAAUUUAAGUGAUGUGGUUUUGUAUUGGAAAAACAGCUGUGUGAUACCAGGUCGAGGACAGUUUUCAUUCAAAAUGAGUGUUUAUUGGACAAAUGUUUGUGAAUUAGCAAAAAUGACACCUUAGGCGUAGUUUAUAGUCGAGUUUUAAGAGAUCCAACCGUUUGACCGAAGUUACUAUGAUACUUUGUGUUGGUCUUUUUCAACGGAAUUUCUUGAAUAGGCAAGUUCAACCAAAAAUUUACUCUGUCCAUUUAAUGGAAGUAUGUGGGGUCCAAAAUAGGGUUGUUUUGAUUGACAAAUUGUUACAUUUUUGCUUGAACGUGUCCUUUAAAGGUUUGAUUCUUGAGACAUUUUGAACGAUGAUUUCAGCCAUUCAUUCGAUCUGAUUAUUUUUAGAAUAGCCAGCCUUAUGAAAUUUGUAGCAUUUUACGUAUCUGCAGAACUUGUGAGUGUUUGGUUAUGUGACGUUGUAAAUGUGAAUGUGGAUUUCUUGCUUCAAAAGGUACAAAUCAUGCGAACUUGUCCUAGUUUUUGCAGAACAAACAAUCUUACAGGUGACCAGAUUGGAUGCAUGCAAUGUGGAAACAUGUUUCUAGUCUUGCGAUCAAAUGACCUGCGAGUAGCUUUGUUUUCAUUUAAACCGCUGUAAUAACCAAUACUAUCCAAGUACUUGUCCGUAGUAUGUAGUAUGGUGCAGGUUUGAUUUCUCUGCAUUUUGCCAUAAUGUGACUUUGAGUAGGAUGAUUGUUUACUAUUGACUGUUUACUCUCGAAUCCUUCAGUUGCUAAUUCUACUUCCUGUAUCAUCGUCUUCUGUAUAUCUGACAUUGAGUUCUUCGGUAUCAAAUUUUUUGCUUUUUUGCGUAUACAAUUACAAUGCAUAACUUUUAAGGUACAAGUAAAAAAAGUACUGUCAAAUGUUGACUUGAAGUACUAUCAAAAGAUUGUUUCAUAUCACCAUUUUUAUCUCAGAAUUUGCAACUUUUUUUACUCACUCCAAGUUCUUAAAAACACUAUAUUAAAGGGAUCACUCACCCAAAAGUGAAAAUUUGUAGUUAAUUUAAUUUACUCAUACUCGGGUCAUUCAAGAUUAUAUUUGUAUUUCAGUUGAAAUAAAAGGAACCCCUUUUUUUCUUUUUUUUUCUUUUUGCAAAUAGGCUUAUUUUACAACUUUCCUAGAGUUAAACAAUUUAGUUUUACCAACAAUUGAGUUUUACAAUUAUUGAAUCCAUUCAGCUGAUAUACAGGUCUGGUGGGAGCACUUUUAGUUUAGCUUAGCUUAACUUAGCUUAGCUUAGCAUAAGUUAUUGAAUCAGAUUAGACCAUGAGCAUCUCGCUCCAAAAAUUCACAAAUAGAGUUGAUUAUUUCUCUUCUUAUGUAGUUCCAUUAUGUACUAAGAUCAUGAAAUGUUGCUGUUUUCCAUGUCAAUAUGGCUUGGAAAUAAAUUCUUAUUGUGUCUUGAUUAUUACACCUGAAUGAGUUUCUAGCCAUUUCCAAAAAAAUGUGGAGUGUUCCUUUAAAGAAAAGGAAAAUGUAUCUGUAACUGUGGUCGAGAAAUGCAAGUCGACGCCUACUGGUGCUUUUUAGUGUCAAAAAAUGCAUGUAGGAAUAAAUAAAUGAGUGAGGUUUUAUGAAACUAAACAAUGGACUUGAGCAAGAUACUGCACAUUAUUUACACAGUAGUUAACUUUAAUUCACAGUCUUGGCAAAGGGUCCUGUGGUGCUCAAACAUCACACAUUCACUUUAUAAAACUUCAGUGUAUUCAUUUUAUUUAGCUUGAAUGUUUUUUUUUUUGUUUUUUUGUGUGAAAGUAGUCAAUGACUUGCAUUUUUGAAUCUCCAAGGACCACAGUUUCAGCUAAAGACCUUUUUUAUGCCCUACUAAAGGAAAAAAUCUAAUGAACUAUACAGUACAUCUUGGAUGACAUGAGGUUGAGUAAAUUAACUGUAAUUUUCAUUGAUCUGAACUAUCCUUUUAAUAGUCCAAGCACAUAUUUGCACAUUUGAAAUGAGGUAUGUAAAAUAUCAAUAUUGGCAUCAGCAUUUCAUUAGAAAAGCAAUAUAUUCAUUAUCAAAAUUCCCCAUAUUGCUGUAAAAUAACCGUUUCAUGGAGUAACUGAUUUUAGGAAAUGUUUUGUAUUGUAUUAAUAUGGUUACCGAUUGGUAAGCCUGAGAAUAUGCUGCGAUGGGUCUUUUACACCUGAAGGAUUGUGUGAGACGUAGAUUAAGGGUUUGUUGAAGUAGGCGUCAGGCACUUUAAAUGUGUUGUAGGGGUGCCAAAAACAAGUACAAAGAUUUGAAAUGGUGUAAGAAGCUUUCAGGGUAUUGAAAAAAAUCCUCUUUAAGGUGCCUUCAAACUCUAAUUGUAUUUUUGCAUUUGUGAUUAUAUGAAAUGGAUGCUAGAACAGGCGACUGGAAGUAAAAGCUCAUUUCUCUCCCACAAUAAACUGUUCGAUUACAAUUUUCCAGCAAAUUAACUAGCUCUUGGCUGAAUCACUAAAAAAUACUGCCCUGUCAGCAAUAGCAUUUAAAGGUAUACUUCAGUCUGCACUUGAUUUAUAAAUCUUAGAAAAAAGAUGUUUUAAAACAAUAAAAAUGGAAGGAAAAAAGCUUUGUAUUAUACUGUUUACUCAGUGGUGUAUUCAAACAUUUGCAUAUCAAAUGUCUUUGUCUUCCCGCAGGCUCUAAUCUAACAUUUGCAUGAUUGAUUUUCUUAUCAGUGUUAUGAUGGUUGACGACUCCCACAUGGCCGAGCUGUUUGUGUGAACUAUUGUCAUUCAUCUUUUAUAAAUAAAAGUUUUUGUUGCCUUCUU